This is a messenger RNA of Solea solea (common sole), 3708 nucleotides long. It is a transcript of the gene klhl27, whose product is annotated as intracisternal A particle-promoted polypeptide. NCBI's taxonomy places the organism in Eukaryota, Metazoa, Chordata, Actinopteri, Pleuronectiformes, Soleidae. The transcript has 9 exons. The record is from RefSeq and is a predicted model, not a curated record. The coding region runs from base 493 to 2304 and encodes 603 amino acids. Gene Ontology annotation, molecular function: actin binding.
ACAGUGCAGGGCGACGGAAGUUGCCCGUGUGUCCAAAUCAGUAAACUUAUGGGUGAGUUGCAGCUGGAACAAGCGAAAACACUGCAUGUUUUGUAUAAAUGUGCGUGAUCGUCUAUGAGUUGACAGUCUUUGUGAUGGUUAGAGGAGCUGUCGACGUAUGUAGGGAUAGUUUAAGCGUUAAAUAAUGUUGUCUCUGAUGGUUAGCAUGUCGUGCUAACGGCGACAGGAGUUGUGUUUUUAUAGACAAAAUAGUAACUUUGAGAUGGACAGUGACUUUCAUAUUAUUGCCCCACUGUGAUUCACCACUGAGCAGUCGAGGCAGACAUGUUGUAUACGUGUAUGAUACAAUAUUUGCUGAUAAAGUCAUAAUUGUUUGUUGCCACACAACAAUCAACUCUGUGGAUUAUUGUUGCGGUCAGCUCCUAUGUCUUUCAGGCCUGCUUUGGGCUGAGACGCUGGUCUCCAUGGUAACAGAGUCCUGCCCCAGCUGCCAUGUCCUCCAUCUGUCAGUCAACAUCCCCUGGCUGUGGUGGUGGUAGUGGUGGUGAUGCAGCUGCCAUGGCAACCCAGACAUCGGAGCAGGCUCUGCUGGCCUCAGACCGCUAUGCCAGACUCAUCCUGGCCCAGAUGAACAAAAUGCGGCUUCGCACUGACUUCUGCGACGUGGGGCUGAAGGUCGGCAGCAAAGUCUUCAGGGUCCACAGGCUGGUGCUGGCUGCCAGCAGCCCAUAUUUCUCUGCCUUGUUCUCUGGUGGGAUGAGCGAGGCAGAUAAAGAAGAGGUGCAGCUCCUCGGUGUGGAAACUGAAGUAUUUGAGGUCUUGCUUGACUUCAUAUACACAGGGAUGAUCAGUGUGACUGUGGAGAACGUGCAGGAGCUUAUGGUCGCAGCAGACAUGUUGCAGCUGAAUGAGGUGGUGUCUGUUUGUGGAGAGUUUCUGAAGGGCCACAUGGACCCGUCCAACUGUGUGGGCAUAUUUCAAUUUCUGGAGCAGAUUGCCUGCAUGGACAUGCUGGAGUUUACUGAGAACUAUAUACAUGUUCACUUUCUGGAGGUGUGUGUUACUGAUGAGUUCAGGGGCCUGUCGAAGGAUCAGUUGGUCAGACUGCUGCGAAGUGAGGAGUUGAGAAUUGAGGAUGAGUACCAAGUAUUCACUGCAGCCAUGGAUUGGGUUCUCCAAGAUAUGGCAAAGAGAAAAAAACAUGUUGUGGAGGUGCUGGAACCGGUCCGCUUCCCUUUGCUUUCCCCACAGAGACUGUUUAAGUACAUUGAGGGUAUUACUGACUUUAGCCUGAGGGUGGCACUGCAGACUCUGCUAAAGGAAUACACUGAAGUCACAAAGUCUCCCAAAGAAAAUAAGAUGUUCAGUCUACUACAACCAGCCAAGAUGAGACCCAGGCGAAAGGCCAGGAAAUACCUCUAUGCCAUAGGAGGUUACACUCGGUUACAAGGUGGCCGUUGGAGUGACAGCCGGGCGUUGAGCUGUGUGGAGCGUUUUGACACCUUUAACCAAUACUGGACCACAGUAUCUUCCCUGCACCAGGCUCGCAGUGGUCUGGGGGUUGCAGUUCUAGAGGGUAUGAUCUACGUGGUGGGAGGGGAGAAAGACUCAAUGAUUUUUGACUGCACAGAGAGAUAUGAUCCAGUGACAAAGCAGUGGGCUGCUGUUGCAUCUCUGAACUUUCCUCGCUGUGGAGUUGGCGUCUGCCCCUGCCAUGGAGCUCUGUAUGCACUUGGUGGUUGGAUUGGCUCUGAGAUUGGGAAAACAAUGGAACGCUAUGAUCCAGAGGAGAACAAGUGGGAGGUAAUUGGGAGCAUGGCAGUUCCUCGUUACUACUUUGGAUGCUGUGAGCUUCAAGGGUUCAUUUAUGUGAUCGGAGGGAUAAGUGACGAAGGGAUGGAGCUGCGAUCAGCUGAGGUGUAUGACCCCAUCUCCCACCGAUGGAGUGCCCUGCCAGUUAUGGUCACACGUCGAGCCUACGUGGGUGUUGCCUGUCUCAAUAACUGCAUCUACGCAGUAGGGGGCUGGAAUGAGGCGCUGGGUGCUCUGGAGACAGUGGAGAAAUAUUGUCCUGAAGAGGAAAAAUGGAUGGAGGUGGCCCCAAUGUCCACUGCACGUGCAGGCGUGUCAGUGUCAGCAGUUAACGGGCUGCUCUAUGCAGUCGGGGGCAGAGCAGCCAGCAGAGACUUCUCUGCCCCAGUGACAGUGGACUCUGUGGAAAUCUACGACCCUCACCUGGAUACUUGGACUGAGGUCGGCAACAUGAUCACCAGCCGCUGUGACGGAGGACUGGCUGUGCUCUGACAUACAAGAAUGUUCAGAUUCAGACUAUAAAACAUUCAUGUCAGCCCAAGUCACUCCAAAAUUUCAUAAACCAAGACAUAAACAAGGUGUGUUUUGCCUCAUGAAGGCUUUCAUAUCAUCAAUUAUGUAAUUUAUACAUGAACUAGACAUGGCUUUCCUUUUUUUAUUUGUCUUUUACAUUUGGGAUUCAUUGAAAUAAUGUAUAUGACAGCAGAUCUGCAACUGGAAAGCAAACCAUUAACACUGUUACAUGUGUGGCUUACACUUGUUUUUCCUUUUGUGUUGGAAGUUAUCCUGAACUUUCUGUGGCAGGUUAUGUUUUUGACUGAUCAGAGUGAGAAUACUGAUCAAGGCUGAGAUGUUGAAGCACUUUUGUUUAGUUGUUUUCAUUAUUAUUUUACCUCAAAGGUACAUGUGAUGUGUGUGCAUUGCUACUUGGAAAAUCUUUAAACCACUUUGACCAUAUUUGAUGAUGGAACCAAAUGAAACUUAGGUGUGUUUGAAGUUUUACAGUCAGUGAUGAUUUCUAUACAUAAUGACUUGAAGACAGCACACCCCUGUUGCUAUACUGCAGCAGGAAUCGCCCAUUUUCCACUGGGUUAUUUUUGUACAUAUGAUAGUAUAAAUAAUUGUCUCUUUGUCAAUUACACUCAAACCCAAGCAAGUUAAUACAGUUACUUAACUCACUGAAAGCAUCCAAUGUACAUGUUAAAUCUUGUGUUUGUUGGUGUAAAUACUGUUUAUGUCCUCUUUGGAAUCGGUCACAUUUCUACAUUUCAGAUUAACGUGACAGUAUUGCUCAUUGUGUGCUAUUACGCCUUUGCAAAGAACCAUUACAAAAUAGACAUUAUUGUUUUCUUUUCAUAUUUACAAUAAAUGUCACUCAAAGGCAGUGGCUAGGUUUGAAAUGUACCCACAUCCCUUCAGCAGCAUCAUUAAAAUAGGCUUGAAAGAGAACUGAGCAAACAUUUAUGCUUAGAAUGAGAUCUUUGAAAUUGUACCUUUGUGAUGUACUGAGUAUUAGUAUGGAGGUACUAUGUUAGGUCUUUUAUGACAAAUCAAGACAUCUCACUGGAUUUGUGGCUCCACAACGACUUUUUUUUUUCUUUAACUAGCUUUCACAUUCAUGUUUAGCUAAGGUUUGUUAUUGUAAAGCAUCAUGGUUGUUUGGUGUUGAUGUGGUAACCUUGCAAGACAACGCAAAAUGAACAAUCACUUACCUCCAGCUUAGCUACAAAAACACAUUACACUGCAAACCUAAAAUGAACCUCCAGUUAAAUCCACUGUUAAUUAGGACAGAUUGUAUUUGUGAAUUAUUGUAGUUAAGAGUUACAAUUUAUUAAUUUUAUCAAUUUCUAUUUAUGAACAUGUAAAAAAGGACCCAAUAAAAGCAAAUCUUCCUUA